UGCCAGAUGCACCUGUUCGUUUUGAUUGUGAUAAUUAUGCAUAUCAAUGAAGCAGUCACAAGGAGAACUGAGAAAUAAUGCAAUCAUAUAAUCGAACAUUUCUGCAGUGCUGCAGUCUGUUUUCAGUGAUUUGAAUUAUUGUCUGGGUUUAACCACACAUUCUUCUAUCUACCUUGCUAGUUGUACGUGCUUCUAAUUAAAAUAAGUCUUCACCAUACGGUACGAUGGAAGAUGCCAACGAGGUGCUAGUUUGUGCUGCAGAAUUUAUAACAGAUAAAUUAUAUUUUGUGACGUUGCGCACUACUGUUAAGCCCAGAUGUACACCGAACACUCAUUACUUUAGCAUUGAUGAUGAGCUUGUAUAUGGAAACUUUUAUGCUGACUUUGGUCCACUCAAUUUGGCUAUGCUCUAUCGUUAUUGUCAAAAAAUUAAUAAAAAACUGAUGUCUGAAGCGCUCGGCAAAAAAAAGAUUGUGCAUUACACAACUAUGGAUCCACAAAAAAGGGCAAAUGCUGCAUUUCUUAUAGCAAGUUAUGCGAUUUUAUACUGUAAGUACAGUGCAGAAGAAGCCUAUGAAAUUUUAACUAAUAGCCCAAACAGUCCACCAUUUGCCAUGUUUCGAGAUGCAUCAUUGCGCACACCAUGCUAUCAGAUAUCAUUAAGCGAAUGUCUAAGCGCGGUGCAGAAGUGCUACCAACUGGGUUUUUUUAACUUUCGUGAUUUUAAUCUUCAAGAAUAUGAGCACUUUGAAAAAGUUGAAAAUGGUGACUUAAAUUGGAUUUUACCUGGAAAAUUCAUAGCAUUUUGUGGCCCUCACGCAGAAACUAAGGUUGAAAACGGUUAUCCUCUACAUGCUCCAGAAUCCUACUUUGCGUACUUCCGUCAAAAUAACGUGUCAACUAUAGUAAGGUUAAAUAAACAGAUCUAUGACGCCUCUAGAUUUAUGGAAGCUGGAUUCGAACAUAAAGAAUUAUUUUUUGUGGACGGGUCCGUACCGCCUGGUUUUAUCGAACGACAGUUCUUAAAGAUCGCGGAAAAUGCAAGCGGUGCUGUAGCAGUUCACUGUAAAGCAGGUCUUGGGAGAACAGGAACAUUAAUUGGUUGCUACAUAAUGAAACACUAUCAUUUGACCGCACAUGAAACUAUCGCCUGGAUCCGAAUCUGUAGACCAGGGUCUGUGAUUGGGCAUCAACAACAAUGGCUAGAAGACAAAGAAUCGUAUCUUCACACGCUACUAAAAGAACCACUAAAACCGGAAAAUGGUAAUCCGGUUCACGAGUAUGGGAUUUAUUCGAUUGCUAACAAACCAGCUAGUGUCGGCGCUUCUGUGGCAGGAUCAAGGGACACCAUGUGGGUGCAAGACAACGUAUCAAGAAUUAUGCACCGAGUGGAUGGCAUUAGAUUGGAUGAUACUACUCCAUCUGCUACUACGGGAGCAGUUUGUCUAUCCAAAUUCAACAUUUUAACUCAAGGAGACAAGCUGAAUCAGAUCAAAGCGAAAAGAUGUCUUCCGUCUAAUCCCGCGUCCAUUAAUGGAUCAGCGGUACCAUCAGCUGUGCAUCCAUACUUGGGACCUUUACUACAAUCUAGAUGUCAGAAAGGCGGCAUUACCGCCCUGGUUGGGACAAAAGAGAAAGACACAACAAAGCGAUUAUUGGCUCGUUCAACCACGACUACGAUCAUCAAAAGAAACAAUCGUUUGGCAAAUAGCAGCUGCGAGACGCCGUGUCGCCGUGUUAAUUCUAAACAAGUGGGCCAGAUCUACAACAAUACCAAUAAUAAUCAGCACAGCAGUGACAACAACAAUUGCAGAAGUGGUGGUAGCAGCAAGAGUACCGUUAUACCUACUUCCGCUUCAAAACCAGUCACUAGGUCGAGUGUACGAGCCAGUUGUGUGCCCGAGACGCGGGUCAACGUUUCUACUGCAACUCAUACAAUCCAGUCUUCUCAACCAGGAAUGAGUAUGAUUCUCAGGUCUGCAGAUCGUGUUACUCGCUACCACUCCCUCCGACAUGACAAAGGUCGAGAGUAAGGAAGCAUGUGUUCUGCUCACGCACAACAAAAACCUACAAAACGGCAUUUAUUAGAUGACUAACCGAUAUCCACAGUAAAGUUGGGGAGGAAGAAUCAAUUAUAAAAACGUCUCGUCAGCACCGAAGAUCACGCCGAUUGAAUCCUAUCGUUUAGCGAAACACGGAAUAACAGAAUAGCGUUUUUCGGCUCUUCUUUAUAUUCUCCUGUUAAACCAUCACAACAUACUCAAGGAAUCCGAGGCUUGACGAAAGUUUAUCAAGAUGACGAAUAUUGUAGAUUCGUUUUGUAACAUUAAUCACUGAAUAAUGUAUAACAGAUUUUCAUUCCUGGUCUGAUCACCGGGCCUUCAAAGUGCACGAAACUAAAUGCAAUUAGACCAGUAUUCUGAGUUAAAUUUAAACAAAUUAAUAUUCACAAAAUAGCUGCUCAUGAAAGAAAAUAUUUUAUUUUCAUGGUUUAGAGAUCAAUAACCCUAAAUACUUACAAUGGUUUUUCUCAUUUUAAUUUGAAACGUUUUAUAUGAAAUGUUUAUAUUCUUUUCCAUAUACUGGGCGAAAUGCUAAUCGAAAUGAAAAUGUUUCGUAACGACUUUUCAAUUUAUGUUGCUAAAUGCAAAAUAUAAGUUUCUGUUUCAUUAGGAAUACAUUAAAGGAACCGUCUAUCCGAAAUAUUGUAGUUAAAUUAUCUAUUCAACGUAAUUAUUUCAGAAAUGAUGUUCUCAAAUAUCCUUUUGAAACCCCUUCAGUUAUGAACACCGCUAAGAAAUACUAAUUGCUUAAAACAUUCUUAUAGAGGCAUUUCAAAACAUUUCAAAAAUAAGUAAUAUAAUUUGUUAUUUAUGUAUUUUUUAUGUGAAAUGCUUUGAAUAUUAUUUCAAAUAAUGCUCAAGCACUAAUAUUUAACAAUUAUGAGUAUUAAAGAUGAUUAAUAACUUAUUGCCGUUGUACUAUUUUGUUCAUAAACAUCAAUGAGCACGACUCAAACAGCACGAGCAUUAUGAAUGUUGGUAAUGUCUUUUUCAGUCUAUUUCAUUUUAUUGUGUAAAUGCAAAAGUAGCCCCCAUACUACAUACAUUCAGAACAAUCGAGUUAUUUACGUUCAUUUAGAAUUACAUUUCGUGACGCAAAUACAUUAUUCAGUCGGGGAAUGUAAAGUAACAGAUAGAUGGCGCGGAACCUACUUAGAAUCCACGAGAAAGUGUCUAGAGAUUUAGACUUUUAUUUUUCACUCUAAGGAAUGUAGAAAUUGUGAAACUAGUAAAAGUUAAGAGAAUCUCUGGACGAAUUAUGUCGAUUAAGCAUAUACAAUGAUUAGCUAUCAAUGGCCCAGUUGUGAUUAUAAUUAGACUAUAUCAAUUAUAUAUUAUGAUUAUAUAGAAGUUUCAGGAGCGGUUUAUCUCCGUCAAAAAAAGCGUCAUAUUUUCUCUCACCGAGACAAUACCUUGCGUACCUUCACUCUAUUGAUCCGUGUUUAAUAAUUUUUACCCAACCCCCUUCGAAAACGCGUUGACACUUGCUAAAUAAGCGUAAAGCAACCGUUUUUAACGGAGGUUGGAAAAAAUAUACUAGUUACCACUCAAAAACGACUAAACCGUUUUAUUGAAAUUAUAAAAAUAUGCUGGCAUACCCAGUAAAUAACAAAAGCAUAUAGAUUUUAUGUCAGCAUCAAUGCUUUUACAUCACUUCAAAGUUGUAGUUUUCAGUUGAGUGUGUGAUAUCUGACUUCAAAAUUCUGGUAAAUGGAAAAAAAGUAAACUAUCGAUUAGGUUUUUACACGGUAACUGAUGGUUCUGAUUUUUAACAUGGAAAAUGAUGAAAACCUAUCUCAUUUAUCGUUUACAUAAUUACUAAUUGUUAAAUAAAGCCAAUAUUUCUAAAAGUA
Messenger RNA from Orussus abietinus, 3916 nucleotides. It is a transcript of the gene cdc14, whose product is annotated as dual specificity protein phosphatase CDC14A. The coding region runs from base 225 to 2033 and encodes 602 amino acids. The transcript has 10 exons. Gene Ontology annotation, molecular function: protein tyrosine/serine/threonine phosphatase activity; protein serine/threonine phosphatase activity. Gene Ontology annotation, biological process: protein dephosphorylation; positive regulation of cytokinesis; cilium assembly. The record is from RefSeq and is a predicted model, not a curated record. Gene Ontology annotation, cellular component: spindle pole; centrosome; mitotic spindle. Lineage: Eukaryota; Metazoa; Arthropoda; Insecta; Hymenoptera; Orussidae.